Molecule: messenger RNA, 7148 nt
Organism: Strigops habroptila (Kakapo)
Lineage: Eukaryota; Metazoa; Chordata; Aves; Psittaciformes; Psittacidae
Product: synaptotagmin-like protein 2
Exons: 16
Coding region: 259-3168 (969 amino acids)
Biological process (GO): exocytosis; intracellular protein transport
Cellular component (GO): plasma membrane; exocytic vesicle
Molecular function (GO): neurexin family protein binding; small GTPase binding
Source: RefSeq, a predicted model, not a curated record
UUUUGCUGAGAGCAUUUCCCUGGCAGGGGAAGGCAUGCAGCGCAGAGGAGCCUGGCAGUGCCAGUCCAGGUGCUAACGCAGCUCCCACCCAAGCCAUGCUGUUGUGAAGCCCGUUUCCUCCAGCCGCGUCUUGCUCGGCUCGGCGCACCAGGGAGGGUACGCGGGGCUGCCCAUGGCAUUGCUGCAGCCUGGGCUGCAUUAGUUCCUGGUGUGUCGUUGCUUCAGCUGUCUGAAGAAGUGAAGAAGAUUGCAGGGAAGAUGUUGGACUUGAGCUUCCUGACCGAAGAGGAGUAUGAGAAACUGAUGAAGGUUUUGCAGAGAGAUGCAGAGCUGAAGAAGAAGGACGGGGAUCGCAUCAGGCGGAUACAAGGGUCCAUCAAGGAUGAAAAGAAGAAGAAGUUUGUGACAGGUGAAUGGUUUUCAGAAGUGAAGGCAAAACGGUUCCAGGAAGACUUAGAGGGACCUGACCUGCUUCGGGCAUCGAUUAGAAGAAAAAAGGGCAAGCUAGAAAAUGAGGCCAACGAGCACAUCCGGACAGGUCUGGAAAGCAAAGCUGCCCCCUUCCCUGAGCACACUGCUGGUGCAGGAGAGGAGAGGCCCAGCACACCUGCUCUUGGUACUGCAGAUGAGCAUAAAGUCUUGCCAAAACCGAAGCCACGAUUUCCUGUCCCACUGUCUGCAUCACACAAGAGAUCCAGUAUACAUGAUGUCUCUUCCUCAGAGAGUGACACCGGAACAAGUCCAUUUGUGGCUGCAACAAACAGUUUGCAUUUGUCUAGAAAAGGUCAUGGAGUAUCUCCAUUGCCCACCAAGCUUUCAGAGGAUGCUGUGCAUCAGCUCAGCAGCAUGGCUGGAGGAGAUGCUGAUGAAGUUGAUGGGGCCACUGGCACCACAGUGUGGCCAAAAACUCCACCUGAAGAAACUUAUGCUCCCAGCAAGAUACCAGUUAAGAGGAAACCAAGCAGAACUUUCCCCAGAUCCGAGCACUUUGUGAAUAAUGUGGAGCCAACAGAGAACAGCCUCCCAAAGAGAGAGCUGCCGGCAAGCCCCAAGCGCCCGACUGCAGAGGAGGAAGGCAGCCAGGCUGUGAAGCAAGGCGUGAACUAUACAAUCUCCUCCAUGAGUAAUAAGGAGGAGGAUAUCGGCCUCGAUCGUGAGCGCUUCAAGAACUUGAAGAACUUCUGGGAGAGGGGAGCAGACUCUGUGACAGCGGGCAGCGUGCCGGCAGAGCCGCGCUGGGGGGAGGCAGACAGCCAGCAGUUCAAGCUGUGCCGCUCGCUCUCUGUGCAGGCUGGGCAAGGCCACAACAGCGAAGAAAAACCUGGUGUCUGCCCCAAACCAAGAACCCCCCACAAAAGGACAAUAACCUUGUCUUCUAGUGAGGAAGAACCAAGCUAUGUAGCCCCUGCAAGGAAGGGCUCGGUUUCCAUCGUUCCUAGAUCCACGUACGCCAAGAGCAAAGGCGGCCCGGGUACAAGAAAUAACACUCUGAGUGAAAGCAAUGGGAAGCUGCCGAUGCCAGAGGAUGAGAAGGCAGCACAGUGCUGCUCCAAGAGAUCCAGAUUGCCUGUGCGAGCGCCUUCCGUCAAAAUCGAGUCUCCUACCAAAGAAGUGUCUGGCAGCACGUUUGAGCCAGAGACGCCUACAGAGUUUAUCGUGACAGAAGAGCCCAAGUACACAGCGAAUUCACUGGCGAGCAGGGUACAAAUACUGAUCGAGCCUGCACUUACAGAUAGUGAAAACGAUGAUGAGAAAGAGGAAAGAUCUGAUUUGGGCACUCAUGGCAACAUGGAAGUGAACGGAGAGCUGCCUGAGGGAAAAACGUGUGAGUCUUCAGACAAGCCAACCCCCGGUGAACCAGCCGGAGAGAGAGAAGCCGUUCAGGGGACGGACUCGGCUGUUUACUCAGAGGACGAUGGGGAUCGUUCUCCUGCCGCUCAGGCAUUGGCUCGAGCAAACAGCAUUAACCUUGCAAAGAGCAUGGUGAACAUUUACACAACCACAGAGACCUACAAUAAACCUCAUUUGAUACCCCAUCAGUUUCUUGAACCUGAAAGAGUCAAAGAGCUGAGCAGGUCCUCUCCUCUCCUGUUGUCUGAGACGGAAUCAGACACGGCUUCGGAAAUCAGCUUCCAGUUUAACAAGCACAAAAAGACGCCGAGCGUUGGCAGCCACUCCUCCGACAUGGCAUCUGUCUCCUCGGUGAGUGGCAGCGUGCUCAGUGUCUACAGUGGUGAUUUUGGGAGCGUGGAUGCCCAAGGAACCGUGGAGUUUGCUCUGGACUAUGAUGAGAAGAACCGGGAGUUCCAAGUUCAUGUGUCCCAGUGCAAGGACUUGGCUGUCGUGGAUGAGAAGAAAGGCAGAUCUGACCCGUAUGUUAAAACUUACCUGCUCCCAGACAAAGCUAGAAUGGGUAAGAGGAAAACUUCAGUGAAGAAGAGGACUGUGAAUCCCAUUUACAACGAGGUGUUACGGUAUAAAAUAGAGAAAAUGGUAUUGCUGAUCCAAAAAUUAAACCUCUCUGUUUGGCACAAUGAUCCACUGGGACGUAACAGUUUUUUGGGAGAGAUUGAAAUAGACUUGGCCAGCUGGGACUGGAGCAACAAGAAACUCAACUGGUACCCGCUGAAGCCCCGAAGCCUUUCUGCUGUUAACGGUGUGGAUCAUCGGGGAGUGAUGAGUUUGUCUAUUAAGUAUGUCCCUCCAGGAAGCCUAGGUCCCAAGAAUCCUCCCUCUGGUGAAGUUCACAUCUGGGUCAAGGACGUCAAGGACCUGCUGCAGUUGCGUCCUUCUGGAGUUGACUCCUUUGUGAAAUGCUAUGUGCUUCCAGACACCAGUAAGAAGAGUUACCAAAAGACCCGAGUCAUAAAAAGAGACACAAACCCCGUUUUCAAUCACACUAUUGUAUAUGAUGGCUUUCAUACAGAGGAUCUGAAGGAUGCUUGUGUUGAAUUGACUGUGUGGGAUCAUGAAAAGCUUACCAACCAUUUCCUUGGAGGAAUCAGGCUGGGCCUUGGGACAGGUUUGAGCUAUGGCAUCUCUGUGGACUGGAUGGACUCCACGCAAGAGGAGGUGGCCUUUUGGCAGGAGAUGAUGUUGGCUGCCAAUGAAUGGAUCGAGGGAUUGCUGCCACUGCGCUCGCUGGCAGGGAGGAAAAAACUGAAAUAACCUGCAUUUGUGCCAUAGAAAGGCUGAAUGUGUUCAUUAGCAUUAGGAAACUUCCUGCACCGAGGUGAUGGAGACCAUCCACAGGGCUGGCAAGUGUCAGGUUAUAAGGCAAUUGAUGGACAGCACUUUGGAGAUGUUAAAUGUUAAGUACUAAUUCCCUAACAGAGGACAUGGAAGAUACCAGUCUGAUGCUAUACUUGGUUUUGAUCAAGAAGAAACUUCAUUUGCCUUUUUAUUUAAUCAUUUAUAUUCAGUGUAUUUGAAUUCCAUUAAGCUCUGGGAACAAUGGCAGAAGGAAAAGGAGAUACAGGUUUUUCUUUUUCACUGUUUCUUGUGCCAUUUUUUUUCUGUGCAGCGAUGUAGUUGUGCUAAAGCAGCAGCAUGGUAUUAUUCAUAUUCCCCUGCAAGUGGUACACUUUGUACUCGAUGUAGAAUUGCUCCAAGUCACCAGCAGCACAGUCUGAGAACAGGAGUUUUGCAUUGGUUGCAGGUGAUAACACGUCUGUAACGUGAGGAUAAAUGGAGAUCCAAGGUGAACAUAAAGAAAGAGAGGAUUAUUUGAAGCAGAAGAUGAAGCAACCUGAGGAGGAUAAUGGGGGAUUCAAUAUAUUAAUUUCUUUCUACUUUAAUAUAAUAGAGAGACAUGGUGGUCCUACAGGUAGUGGGAUUUUGCAACCAGGGGCUGUUUUCCCACAGGCUUCCUCAGUGACCUCAGACAAGUUUCUCUAUGAAAGGACAGUUUCAGUGCAAUAUAAACUAAAAUGCUUCCCCAAAUGUAAAAUAUGGUGACACUGCUAAUGGGCCUAAUCUCGCCUUUGAAAUGCCUUGUGUGCAAAACAUUUCAGUAUGAAAUCAUGUAGAAAAGAGUUUCAUGUUAACCUGGCACAAUGGGUCAGGAAAGAAAGGGCAAAACCAUACUGGAAUGUGGGAGAUGUUGGGAGCCGGUGGGAGAGGUGAGUAGGGAGUGAAUGAAUGUGAAGGGUGGCUGCAGAGCUCCAGUGGCCUGGGCUGCUCUCCUGCCCCUGCACACCCCGCUGCCCUUCCAGCCCGCCUUUCACCUGGUGCCUGUCGGCAAGUUGUCCAUGGCUGGAACUUCCUUUUCGCCAGUAGCUUGCAAGAACUUUGCAUCUGGCACAUUGACCGUGGCAGAGUGGUGUUGUGAAUGCAUAUUGAAAUGCAGCUUUGUAAUUUCUAUUUUGGAUGUACAUAUUGUGAUUAAAUAGAAUGUUUUUCUUUAGUCAUCAGCUGGUCUCCUUGUACCUAUUUUCAUCAUGGUCUGAGUAACAAAAAAGCAAGCAAAGAGAUGUUUCAUUUUUGUCAUGUCAAAAUGAACUGGUUUUGCCCAAGGGCAAGUGAAAUGUCAUGAAGAAAUAUUUUCUGUUGCUAUCCUACCCGAGGUUUUAGCUCUGUGAAUAUUCUGAUGUUCUUGUUUAAUGUAUUGAUUUUAUUUAACUCAAGUUCAGUGUAAAUUUUCAGCUUAGCAAAGAUGGUUGUAAAGAAAUGAAUGGAAAAAUGUACAUUUAAAAUAACAGACUUUUUCAUGAAGUGAAGACAUUUGGGAGAUAAUCAGCAGCUCUUCUGGAAAAAAUAAAGAAGAUGGGUUUGCAAUUGGAAAAAGGUAAUACCUGGAAGUGUGUACCAGUCAUAGUACUGAAAGCACUAAGAGAGCCUGUAGAGCAGCAGAAUGAUGGCUGUGUAAUGGAGGACCUGAUAUAUGUAGCAUGUCAGCCCAAAGAUACUUUCUUUGCAUGGGCUUCAGCCUGGCAUGUUUUGUUCACCAUGGUUUGGUCUUUUAUUACCCUUGUGGGAUAAAAUAACAAUAUUGGGCCUAGGAUGAGAGUUUUUAAAUUAUUAUUAUCACCUCUUUAUGUGCUGAACAUGUGAAUAUUUAUGCACACAUGUAAGUGACAGGCUACAAGGAGCCCCGCUCUUUGGAGCUAUGGCUUGUUGCAGUGAAGGUACCAACAGGACUGCUGCUCUCACCCUGAGUGCUUCCCUAUCCUGUAGGGUUCUGCUGGGGGGAUUUCUGCUGUUGCUGUGAAAUUGGUUGGUAACACCAUGGGCUUUGGCUCAGGCAGGUCCAGAUCUCUUCCUGGAGGAUUCAGCUGAUUCCUCUCCAUCACAGAAAUGGAUUCAUCCCACUGCCGCCGCCUCCGUUUCUCCUCACCUGCAGUAGUAGCAUAUGUGGUUGUGACGAUGCCAAAACUGCUGUUUGCAUUAAUAGAGCUGGAAAUGAUUUUGUUGGUGUUUUAGAAAAUCAGUAUCUUUUUCAUUGGGGUGCCAAUAAGGGGGUCAGUGGGCCAGUUUCAUCCUAGCACAGUUGCUUUUGUGAACUUGGCCCAGAACUUUGUGAGUAGAUUAUUUUUGUGUUCAGAUUCCAUCGAGGAUUUUUGGUUAAUCUUUGGGUGGCUUGUUUAUUUAAAUUAAGCCCUGAUUAACUUAAGAAGCUUUCUUUGCCAUUUAAUACUUUAUCAAAGAUUACACCGCCAAACCACACGCGCCUUUGUAACACAGCUGUAUCUGAGGUAGUAAAAUUUGCUAUGUUGUUUCUGUUUCGCUUACUGCACAGAAAGCACUUUAUCAGAAGGAGGUUUAAGGCACUUUUAUUGUCAGUGUCAUAUGGAAGAAUGGAAAAGCUUGUGUAUAAGGUUGGGUAUAAGAGCUUGUGUAUAAGCUUUGAGUAUAAGGUUAACUGCCUGUUUGUGUGUAGCUUAUGAUGUUGACAUUUGUUGUCUGUGAAUGACACAUGUAACAGAGACUCGGCCUGUAGGCAUAUACAGAUGAUAGCAUGAGUUGGGUAGUAACUGGUAAAAAAAAAAGAAAACAGAUGGCAACUUCUCUGUGUUUGCUAGUUCAUUGUGGAAUGGGUUAAGCAAAUACUUCAUGUGUAUAGUAAAUGUGGUUUAUGUCUCUCAUUUCCCUGAAUACAAGCAUGCAAUUGGCAGUGACACAGUGGGAGCUGACUGCGGUCACUGAGCUCUGGCUGGGUACAGAAGUGACCUCAGGGACUGAGCACGGCUGUGAAAUGCCAUAUUACAGGCUGGGACCCUCAGGCACUAUCCUCUUAAUAUAUAAUGCAAACCUCAGUAUCUACAGGAGAGGUGGGUAACUGCUUUCCCGGAGUGUCCUGCACUGGAGAGUCAGUGUGCUUCCUUUGAGUUUAUGCUUUAUUUAUAUAAUGUUUUCUUGGGAAUCUUCUAAGCAAAAAAAGAGAGAAAGCAAGAGUAUUUCUACCCCAUCAGGCCAAUAUAAUGUGGCUUAUGUCCAUUCAAAACUGUUCACAUUGCAGGUGUCAAACUAUAGAAAAUAGUUUAGUAGCUAACUAAAGAUAAAGAAUUGUUGAAUCUUGAACAACAUCCAGUGAAUGAGUGUCUUGGAGGAGAUGGACAAGAAGUGGUUGAAUUAAUUAUCUAUUACUAAAUAUUUACUCAGCUUUAUCCUUCACCAAGACAGGAAAAAACCUGAAGUACUAUAGAGAUUCAGGGAGAAAAUCACACUGGUUAAAUAAACCCAUAUAGAACCCGUAUAGUAACAUCAUUGGUUGAAGUAAGAAAUGUUAUAUUUUUGCAGGCUUGUUAAGUCAAAAAAUGCAUCGAAUAGACUUGUGUAUCAAAACCUCAAUGAAUAAACACACUUCAGUCCCUGAUAACUAAGAGGGAACACAUUCAGCACCGAGUUAGACUGCUUGUUUUAUUUGGCUGUUUGUACUUCAAUGUCUGUCAUGGCUUAAUCCAUUUUCUUUCCCACGUGGUUACUUCCCACCCCUCAGGUGUCCUGGUCGUCUGCUGUUACUGUUAGAACGGAUGCCUGGGAGGCGACGUUCCGCUGAGCACUGUCACAAAGACUGUUGGAAGACAUUGGGAAGCUCAAACAAAAGCAUGUUUGCAAAGAGGCUGUAAGGUAUGUGUUAGUGGAGCCGUGCUGCUCUCAGCAUCGCUGCUGCACAAGAUUCUACUGACCUGUGGAAGGCUCUUGAAACA